This is a messenger RNA of Oreochromis niloticus (Nile tilapia), 5394 nucleotides long. RefSeq names its product leucyl-tRNA synthetase 2, mitochondrial (gene lars2). Gene Ontology annotation, molecular function: leucine-tRNA ligase activity; aminoacyl-tRNA deacylase activity; ATP binding. Lineage: Eukaryota; Metazoa; Chordata; Actinopteri; Cichliformes; Cichlidae. Gene Ontology annotation, cellular component: mitochondrion. The transcript is spliced from 21 exons. Gene Ontology annotation, biological process: mitochondrial translation; leucyl-tRNA aminoacylation. The record is from RefSeq and is a predicted model, not a curated record. Bases 189 to 2894 code for a protein of 901 amino acids.
ACUGUGUUAAUAAAGGUUAUUUAAAUCCAAUAUGGCGGCGCCUACAGUGCAGUCGUGAGCCAGGAAAACAGGUCGUUUACAACGGUUUUUAAGGCUGGUUGGGAUGUUUUCUUUAACACGGACUGAUGUGUUCUGUUAUUGCGAGCACAGCGCGGAAAUAAAGGAGUAGGAAAUAAAACGACACAAUCAUGCGGGUGUCGGUGAGAAGGCUGGCGCUGUAUCCCCUGUUUGCAGCCCAAAGGAGGGGAGCCCUCCUGAGUCCAUUUCUGCACCAAAUUUCACCCAGGAGCCGCACCCUGUUCAGUGAGACGGGCGUGUGGGAGAAGGACUAUCGAACAGAGACCAGACGCAAAGUGGAAGAAUGGUGGCACCCGCGAAUUAUGGCGCAGUGGCGGAAGGAUGCACUGGAGGAGAGUCCCCACAAGAAGAAGUUUUAUGUCCUCUCUAUGUUUCCGUACCCAUCAGGGCGACUGCAUAUGGGCCAUGUGCGAGUGUAUACCAUCAGUGACACCAUUGGUCAUUUCCAAAAAAUGAGAGGGCAUCAGGUCUUAAAUCCAAUGGGCUGGGAUGCCUUUGGACUUCCAGCUGAGAAUGCAGCCAUAGAGAGGGGGCUUGACCCAGAAGACUGGACUAAAAGUAACAUACAGUCUAUGCGGGAGCAGCUGGACACUCUCGGGCUUUGCUUCAACUGGGACCGGGAAGUGACCACUUGCCUCCCAGACUACUACAGGUGGACGCAGUAUCUAUUUAUCAAGCUCUUUGAAGCAGGACUGGCAUACCAAAAAGAGGCUGUGGUGAACUGGGACCCUGUUGAUCAGACGGUGCUGGCUGAUGAACAGGUGGAUGAAAAUGGGCACUCCUGGAGGUCUGGAGCUCUGGUGGAGCAGAAGCUACUCACACAAUGGUUCAUCAAGACUACAAACUAUGCCAAGCCCCUUCUUGACGCCCUGCAGGACCUUCCAGAGUGGUACGGGGUCAAAGCCAUGCAGGCAAACUGGAUUGGAGAGUGUACUGGAUGCUACUUCGAUUUCAAACUGAAGGUGAAUGGGAAGGAAACAGGAGAGACCCUGUCAGCCUACAGCUCCUCCCCGGAGACGGUGUACGGAGCUGCUUACCUGGCCAUCCUGCCCUCCCACAGACUGCUGCACGGCAGUAGCUCAGUGCGCUCCGCUCUGCAGGAAGCCUUUCAGCCAGGCAGAGACUCCCUGACAGACAUCACAGCUCACAACCUGUUCACCGGCCGUGAGGUUCCCCUGGUCAUCUCACACAAGGAGACUUUUGAUGACUAUCUGGAUACCGUGGUUGGUGUCCCAGACUGUAAUGAAGAGGAUCUGUCUGUAGCUAGAGCUCUGAAUCUGAGCUGGACAUCAGUGCUGAAAACUCAUGAAGAUGGGACACAAACCCUCAUCAACUCUGAGGAGUUCUCAGGUCUUACCAGAGAGCAAGCCUUUAACUCUAUUACCCAGAAGGCCAAAGAACAGAAGGUUGGAGGCUACCUAACCAGCUCCAAGCUCAGAGAUUGGUUGAUAUCCAGACAGCGAUACUGGGGCACACCCAUCCCUGUGGUGCACUGCGGGUCAUGCGGUCCGGUUGCAGUCCCUGAGGAGGAGUUACCAGUUACUCUGCCAAAGCUGCCAUCGAUUACAGGAAAAGGGGCGUCGCCUCUAGAAGCGGCACAUGACUGGGUCAACUGCAAAUGUCCCAGAUGCAAGGGCCCAGCGAGAAGGGAAACUGACACCAUGGACACAUUUGUGGACUCGGCCUGGUAUUAUUUUAGAUACACAGACCCUCACAAUGCAUACAGGCCUUUUGAGCGCCACUUGGCAGACCACUGGCUUCCUGUGGACGUGUACAUCGGAGGGAAGGAACACGCUGUUAUGCACUUGUACUAUGCUCGCUUCCUCUGUCAUUUCUGCAAGGAUCAGGGUCUUGUGGCUCACAGGGAACCUUUUCGGAAGCUCCUGGUCCAGGGUCUGAUCAAGGGCCAGACGUUUAAGCUUGCAGGCAGUGGCCAGUACCUAAAGAGAGAAGAAAUAAACUUCACAGAUAAGGAGCCAGUGGCUCUGAGUGGCGGUCGUGUUGAGGUGACGUGGGAGAAGAUGAGCAAGUCCAAACACAACGGGCUGGACCCCCAAGACGUGGUCCAGCAGUACGGCGUGGACACAGUACGACUAUACAUCCUCUAUGCGGCACCGCCUGAACAGGACAUCCUGUGGAAUGCUAAGACCGAUGCUCUUGCUGGCGUUCUGCGAUGGCAGUCUCGACUGUGGCAGCUGGUGACCAAGCUGAGAGCAGCACGGCAGCUCGGAGAUGUCCCCAACCCCAGACUGCUGAAAAAGAAAGAGCUCGCAGAGGCCAAAAAGAUCUGGGAGAACAAGAACUACGCAAUUCAAGAGGUGACGACUCACUUCACAGAGGACUUCCUUUUCAACGCAGCCAUAUCUCGCCUAAUGGGACUCACUAACACACUGAGCAGUGCAACAGUCAGGCUGUUGCAACACAGCGUGGAGUUUGAGGAAGCUCUGGCUGCCCUGGUUAUGAUGACAGCACCCAUGGCCCCUCACUUAGCUUCUGAGCUUUGGGCAGGUCUUUGCCAGGUGAAACAGCCCCUCAGCCCCAUCCUCCAACAUGGAGGGGAUGUCCUGCAGCAGUCCUGGCCGACUGUGGACCCAGAGUAUCUGGAGGUCCCUGACUUUGUGGAAUUGUCUGUACUGAUAAACAACAAGUCCUGUGGCAUGGUGACCGUCCCUGUGCAGGUGUCCAAAGAUACCAGCCGGGUACAGCAGCUGGUUCUCGAGAGCCCCGUCGGACAGAAGUUUCUGAGCGAACGCAACAUAAAGAGAGCCAUCUUGUCUCCCAGGACUGCUCUCAUCAACUUCCUUGUUGAUGAGUGACACUGGAUUGUUCACCAAUGCUUUUGAGACAGACAAAAGAGGUGGACUUUUUAAAAAUCUAUUUAAGAAAACGUGAAAGGCUGAACGUCAGUUUAGAUAAAAAUUCAAUAAUAUCCAUGUAAAUAUCUAUAUAGACAUUUUAUUUAUGUUUUCUAUUUUUAAUAAAAGAGCAACUGCAGGUUUCCAGUCUCUUUAAUGCAGCACCUAUCUUUUCUAAAUCAGACUCCCAAUUAUUCAGGACUUCACCUCCACCCAAAGACCACUUUAGAUUCCAGUCAUUGUUCACAUUCUCUACCUUAAGCAUCGCACCCACAGCUUCACACCUCUCAAUCUACCAGUGCACGUCUCAGCCAAGUCAUGCAGCUGUGAUUUGCCUUAUCAGCACUUGUGUGCACCUCCGGCCAUGUUUUUUUUUUGGCUGCACAGACAUAGACUGCCAUUUGGCUACUGGAUGUGGCGCUGCGUGAACCCUGGCCGGCUGGAGUUAACUGAAGGGCCUCGUGUGGUCGGGGGAUUUUUAACCUUGCCACCGCAUCAUUUGUUCUGCCCCUCAUGACCAACUGUGCCUAUUCAUCAGCUCUGUGUCUUGACGUUAGACCAACAUGACUCAGCCCUUAGCGCUGUCCUGGCAGAGCGCACACACCAGAGGCACUGAAAUCUAUCUGUGAACACGCCCACUGGCCUAUCUGGAAUGAGUAUGAGUAAGCAUUAACUUGAUAUAUAAAACCAUUUCUCUUCAGCAAGUUAUUGUGCCCACAUCUCCGAUUAGUUGAGUUUUUGAAAGCUAUAUGGGUAAUAGCUAAAGCGUUGCUAAGGACAUGCUUUUAAUUUGAUAGGAAUCAUAUUGGCCAGCUUGUAACUGAUAAAAUCAUUGCUUGCUGUAUAUAUUGUUUUUAGUUACUAUUGCUGAAUUUUUAAAAUGCGCAGACACACAAACAAAAAAAUGUUUCUUACUGACCCCCUCAAUCCUUUUCCCAUAUUUCUGUGCGUUAUCUCUCAGCAUCAGGUGACAGGAAGAGGCUCACGAGAGAGACAGAAUAACAGGAAGUGAAACCAGGAGUUAGAGGGGAGUAAAGAACUUUAACUCUGUUCGUUGUUUUUCUCAUUGUCUUAGAUUUACACAAUGGCUUGAUGCUGUCGCAACCCAAAACAAAGCGAGACAAAGAAACGGAGGCAUUUACCUUCACUGUGCUCAUCUCUUUAUCACACAUUCAAACUGUCUGUUUUAAAAUAGCCAUGAGAACCAGGAGGAGUUUGUUUUUAAUCCCCUGAUCUCUUCCUUUUUUACUCUUUUCACACCUUCAUUUACUUUUCUCACUGGUAACAGCAGCUAAUAAGCAUGUCUGAACUUGAGGUGGCCUCAAAAAUGGGCCCCGAGUUGCUGUUUCAUUAAAGAGAGCAACAGUGUAACUGUUGUUUAGAGCAGUCUGAGUGACAUGAUAGAAAAUCCUUCCUGGACUAAAGUUAGCCCCUUUGAAUAAAUUUGAUCUGAACUACAGUGAUGCAUUCAUUUUGUCACUUUCAGCUCAUGGCAUCAUUUAACACUUUUUGUCAUCUCUGCAGUUUCCAUGACGACGAGGAUCAUUGAAAAGGCAACAAUAAUCCACUAUGACUCACUUUCUCUUCAGAUCGCAGUCAUACCCUUUCUUACACAAGAACUGUACAGCAUGGAUUGUCUUUGAUGAGUUGAACUAAAUCACUCCUCUGCUUCUUGAGAAAUUCUGCUGGUGAGGCGGAUAAGGGUGGAGCAUGCAGCGGCGCAGUCCUGGUCGCCCUCCAUUGCAGCAGUCGAGUCCCUGGACUGGGGCUGUGUGUUCCCACAGGGGGACGUUGUAAUGCCACAGCUCAUUAUCUUGCAGGAUAUCUUCAGUUCAUCUGCUGUAGAUAGUUUCUAGACUGGACUUUUUUUUUUUGUCCUUCACCUGUCCAGUUUCCUCUAAUUUUUAAGGACACUGCACACCAUGCUGAGAUAUGUGAAGUUUACAACUAAUAACUUUCUGAAAAACACCUAGGGCUAAAGAAAUGAAAGCGAAACAGGCUAAUGUGUAGAACACAAUAUACAUCCCAUGAAUUAGGUGCUAUUUUUAUGCUUGAAUGAUUCACAGGUCAGUCUUGAGUGGCUUUAACAAACAAAACAAAAAAGAAAACGUUCAUCUGAAAAAGGUCGGGUACAAGGACUGGACUGAAAAUGAAAAGACUUUUAGAAAGCUUGAAGAAAUACUGCUCAAGACCACUUGGAAAAAUGAGAAAGUCUGGCUGCUUGGAAGUAAAAUGUAAAGAAAUGAGGAGAAAUGGUUUAAGAUAAUCCACUCUAGAUCAUGUUUGUCUUUUGUGAAUUUAAUAUAUUUACUGUGCCGGCUAUAUCCCUCUCUGUGCAGAGGAACAAUUACUCAGUUGUUUUGUUUUGUAUUGAAAGGAUCCAUGUAUAAUAUAAGUACAAACAAACCGAUGUCCUCACUGUAAAGCCAUCCAAGGCAGUAUCAUAAAGCACUGACCAGUG